Schizophyllum commune H4-8 is the source of this 663-nucleotide messenger RNA. RefSeq lists its product as uncharacterized. Bases 1 to 663 code for a protein of 220 amino acids. The transcript is spliced from 4 exons. NCBI's taxonomy places the organism in Eukaryota, Fungi, Basidiomycota, Agaricomycetes, Agaricales, Schizophyllaceae. The record is from RefSeq and is a predicted model, not a curated record.
AUGAAGUCCGCUGCCAUCUACGCCCCGCUCGCCGCCGCGGCCCUCGCCCAGGCGUUCACCAUCAACACGCCGGCGUCGGUCACGCAGUGCCAGCCGACCCUCAUCAGCUGGGACGCGAGUGACUCGACGGCGCCGUACUACCUCAGCAUCCUCCCGGGUGAAAACCCCUCGGGCCAGCCGCUGAAGCAGUUCGACGUCUCCGACGGUUCUUCCUACUCCUGGAACACCGACAUUGCGGGCGGCACCUCUAUCGGCUUCACCCUCAAGGACUCGACGGGCAAGACGGUCCAGUCCGCCCCCGUCACCGUCCAGAACAGCUCGGAUGACAGCUGCUUGAACGGCUCGUCUUCCAGCGGGUCCGCCUCGAGCGCCGCGUCUACCACUGCGGCGUCGACCUCCGGGUCUUCCUCGGACUCGAGCAGCGCCUCGAGCGCGGUCUCCACGACUGCCUCGAGCAGCGCCGCGUCCACGACGGCCACCUCCGCUGUAACCUCUAGCCGCGCGACGACCUCCUCGGGCACCUCGUCUCGCUCGUCCACGAGCACGAGCAGCAGCGCGUCCGCGUCUGCGUCGUCUAGCGACGAUGAGAACGGUGCGCUCGUCAACGGCGCGUCCCUCGGCGUCGCCGGUGCCGUCGCGGCCCUCGUCGCCUUCAUGGCUUAA